Messenger RNA from Triticum turgidum subsp. durum (durum wheat), 222 nucleotides. Lineage: Eukaryota; Viridiplantae; Streptophyta; Magnoliopsida; Poales; Poaceae. The record is from the annotation of a GenBank genome assembly.
AUGUUCAUAAAGUCGCUGCUUCUGCCAGCUUCUGCCUUGCCGCCGCCACAGCCGCCCAUCGUCACUUGUCAGCAAGGUGCACACACGUACCCAACAUCCAUCCAUCCCCAGGGGAGAUCGGCAUGUGAACAACCACGACCAUUUCUCUUGGCCAGCACAAGCAGUGCCAUCGGCAGUCAAGACAAGCAGCCAACAACUGGAGAAAGUCCUGAAUCUGGUUAA